Molecule: messenger RNA, 1140 nt
Organism: Adineta ricciae
Lineage: Eukaryota; Metazoa; Rotifera; Eurotatoria; Adinetida; Adinetidae
Source: the annotation of a GenBank genome assembly
AUGGAUGAAAAUGAUAUUCGUGCACUAAGCGAGUCUCAAGUAACACUUCGAAAGGAAGUUGACGAACUCAAAGUGCUCUGUAAGGUGCUUCAGAGCGAGAUUCAUUCACUCAAAGAUCAGUGUGCAGCAUUACGCAGCGAAAAUCAACAAUUCCGAGAAAAUUUUCAGCAAAUUGAAAGUCGAGUCCCGUUACAGAGUAUGCUGAGAAUAUCCGAUAUAAAUGUUGAUACAGAAUGGGUAGCAAACGGUAUUGUUGUAGCUGGAGCAAGCGGACCCGGUAGCGCAAUAAAUCAGUUGUGGGAACCGUAUAGUGUAUGCAUUGAUGAUGACGACCAAACUAUUUAUAUUUCUGAUUGUAAUAACCAUCGCGUUAUUGCAUGGAAUUUGGACACACAGAUUGGCCACGUAGUUGCUGGCGGAAAUGGAAAAGGCAUUGGAGCUAAUCAACUAAAUUCUCCAAGAAAUGCCAUUCUCGAUAAGAAAACUGACAGUAUCAUAAUCUGCGAUUAUGGGAACAGACGAAUCGUACAGUGGCCUCGUCAAAAUGGUAAAUGUGGGCAAACAAUUAAGUCAAACAUAGAGUGCUAUGGAGGCUUCGCCAUAGAUGACGAUAGAUAUCUCUAUGCCUCUGAUUUUCUAAAGAAUAACGUUAUACGUUGGAAAGAAGGAGAAAGUGAAGAGACAAUCGUAGCCGGAGGGAAUGGAGACGGCAAUGCCUUGAAUCAGUUGCAUAGUCCUACUUUUAUAUUCGUCGAUCAGAAUCGUUCGAUUUACGUCUCUGAUAAAGAUAAUGACCGUAUUGUCAUGUGGCCAGAAGGUGCAAAAGAAGGCAUUAUUGUCGCUGGCAGUCACGGUAAAGGAAAUGAUGCAACCCAUUUGAAAUAUCCAUAUGGAAUAGUCGUCGAUCGACUUGGUACUGUUUACGUGGCAGAUUCGUGGAAUAAUCGAAUAAUGCGUUGGAAGAAAGGAGCUCAAGAGGGCAGCGUGAUGAUCAGUGCAAAUGGCAGGGAAGAUCAACUAAAUCCACUUGAUUACCCCAUGCACUUAGCGUUUGACCGAGAUGGUUCUGUCUACGUUGUUAAUCAGAAAAAUCAUCAAAUACUGAAAUUUUUAAUCGAUUCUUCCCAUUCAUCUUCAUAA